GGUGAUGCUGAAUCAUACUUUUCAAUAAAGGCUUACUAAACUGGAAGUUCGGGUUGCAAAAUUCAAACGAAAAAAGGAAAUUAUAAAUUGUUACAAGCUUAAUUGGCUGCAAUUCGCUAAGAUACACGAGUGAUUAACGAUUUACUCAGCUAUUAGCUAGAAGGGUGAAAAUAAAAUUCAUUACAUACUCGUAUCCAAAAGCCAAAAAAAAAAAGUAUUUUCAUUGCGUUUAAAUACAGUUCAAGCACCGUUAAAUUCGGUCUAUAUUGCCAAAAUUAUCAUAGCAGCCAGAGAGGCGGUACUGAUACCAUAAAUCACAAUGGCUUUGGACUUUGUUGCGACGUAUAAAGUUCUGGUGCUCGGUGACUCUAAUGUGGGUAAAACGUGUAUAGUCCAUAGAUAUUGUGAUGAGAAAUACUACGAUACAUACAUUUCCACUAUAGGUAUCGAUUUCAAACAGAAACUCAUCAACUUGGAUGGAGUGCCAAUAAAGCUACAAAUUUGGGAUACAGCAGGACAAGAAAGAUUUCGAACGCUAACCACAGCUUAUUAUCGCGGAGCUAUGGGCAUACUACUGAUGUAUGAUGUGACGAACUUGGAGAGUUACAAUAACCUGUCAUAUUGGCUGCGAAAUAUUCAAGAGAACGCGUCACCGGAUGUUGUCAAAGUCUUGGUUGGCAACAAAUGCGAAUGUUCGGCAACGCAGCGAGCGGUUGACAAAGAAAGAGGCGAAAAAAUUGCUGAAAACUUCGAUAUGCCAUUCUUUGAGGUAUCCUGCAAAUGCAACAUAAACAUUGAGGAGGCUUUUCUAGCAUUGGCAAGAAAAAUCCGAGAACAGCGCGAACGCCGGGGUGAUAAUUUUGAUAACGACGAAAAGACACAAGACAAAAAAUCGCCCGGUUCCAACGGCUUAGGUACAUUCAGCUUGGCCAGCUUGUCCGAAGGCAAUCGUUGCUCCUGCUAAGCCGAACGGAAAUAUUCCACAUACUCCUAAGGAACAAUACGUCCAAUAGAGUGCUAUAGUGGAAUACUUCCAUGCAUACAUACAAACAUAUGUAUAUGUACGCCUAAGUAUACAAGUACAUACCACUGGGCGGGCAAGUGCAUUCAGUGUGAGUGUGGGAACGUUGGUUGGCUGGAUUUUGAAAUCAGGGAGACUCAGACGUACGUAUGUACUAUGUAUGUAUGAUUGUAUAUUUUGAAGGAACAAAGCCAAUUUAGUCAAAACUUAUGUAUAUUCCUCAGAGAAAUAAAUCGCUGUUUGAAUCUCAACGCUUCAUAUUUGUGGCAUAUGUACGUACUUUAAACCGUGUUUUUUGAAAUACCAUUAAUUAGGCGCUGGAGUAGUUAGUUACAUCCAUAAAUCAAUUGCCGUUUGGUUGCUAAUUUGAAAUGAAAAUUUACUCUUGAACAUACAUAUGUAAGUACAUAUGAGGCAAUGAGAGUCAGAGGAGCAUAUCUACAUACGAAAAAAUUUGUUUGAGUAAAUAAUAUGCGAAGGAAGGAUUUAUAAACACUAAAUAGCAGAACGUGAACAGGUUUUGAACCGAACCGGUUUUGAACCGGAAA
This is a messenger RNA of Rhagoletis pomonella (apple maggot), 1569 nucleotides long. RefSeq names its product ras-related protein Rab-13-like. Bases 320 to 964 code for a protein of 214 amino acids. The record is from RefSeq and is a predicted model, not a curated record. Gene Ontology annotation, molecular function: GTPase activity; GTP binding. Lineage: Eukaryota; Metazoa; Arthropoda; Insecta; Diptera; Tephritidae. The transcript is spliced from 5 exons.